Messenger RNA from Manihot esculenta (cassava), 1114 nucleotides. Its product is annotated as PHD finger protein ING1. Bases 235 to 951 code for a protein of 238 amino acids. Lineage: Eukaryota; Viridiplantae; Streptophyta; Magnoliopsida; Malpighiales; Euphorbiaceae. Gene Ontology annotation, cellular component: nucleus. The record is from RefSeq and is a predicted model, not a curated record. The transcript is spliced from 7 exons.
AUCGCACUACUCAAAAAAUAGGUUUAUGAACCAAACGGCGACGUUGGCAAGGACUGGCACGUCGUUAAUCACAGACAUUAUCCAACCUGCAAAAUCAGCAGCAGUUUCUGGGCUGUGGCGGGAAGGAUCAGAAUCAAUUAACGAGCGUCGUUAAGAUAACUGACUGCCAGAUUAUUUAUUUCAGACCCCCUGUCGACGCGGCUUAUCCCCAACUCAAGCCCUAAGUUCCCCAAAAUGUCUUUCCUCGAGGAAUUCCAAGCCAAUCUGGAAUCGCUGCCCAAUAUUCUGCAGAAGAAGUAUGCCUUGUUACGUGAUCUAGAUAAAAGUUUGCAGGAAAUCCAACGACAAAAUGAGCAACGUUGUGAACAAGAAAUUGAUGAUAUUAAGCAAGGAGUAAAGGCUGGAAAUAUUACACCUGAUACCUCACUUAUCAGAUUCUCGGAUGAGGCGCUUGAUGAGCAAAAGCAUAGCAUUAGAAUUGCAGAUGAAAAGGUUGCAUUGGCUGUCCAAGCAUACGAUUUGGUUGAUACACACAUACAACAACUGGAUCAAUAUCUAAAAAAGUUUGAUGAGGAGCUUCGACGAGAAAGAGAGAGUGCUGCUGCAACUGCAUUGCCUGGUUCAAGUGUUGAUGGUAGUGCUAAAACUGGAAGUGGUAGAGGAGGGCGCAAAAAAACGCGACUGGCUACAGCAACAGCAGCAACAGAAGCAGCAACAGCUGCAACUUCAGCACAUCCUACUGGUAUGGAAUUAGAUUGUCCAGUGGAUCCAAAUGAACCAACCUACUGUUUCUGCCAACAAGUUAGCUAUGGAGAGAUGGUAGCUUGUGAUAACCCUCAUUGCACUAUAGAAUGGUUCCACUUUGGCUGUGUUGGUCUGAAAGAACAACCAAAAGGGAAAUGGUAUUGUUCAGAUUGUGCUGCUGUGAAAAAUCGACGUAAAGGCAGAUAAAGUGGAGUUCUUUGUUCUGGGAAUCAGUGUUAUGGAUUUGUGUAGCUAUGAUGUUUUGGAUCUGUAUAGCUGUGAUGUUGAAUUUAGUUUUUCCUUUUCCUUUUCCCCCCGAAUUGGUAGAUGAUCGCUGCUUGCAUUGGAAAUGAAUUUAUUUUGCUGAACA